Molecule: messenger RNA, 1213 nt
Organism: Closterium sp. NIES-67
Lineage: Eukaryota; Viridiplantae; Streptophyta; Zygnematophyceae; Desmidiales; Closteriaceae
Source: the annotation of a GenBank genome assembly
AUAGCGCGAGCGAGAUUUGACAGCAGUUCACAGCCACCACUUGCUGCUAACCCUAAUUUCCUUCCGCGACAUCCGCGGGCGCUUGAUAGAAGCCUCGUGGCCACCCGGCACCGUGUUGCCCGCCAGCAUCCUCGUUCGUGCGCGCGUAGCCCGGUCGUUGAUAAGCCCGCCCCGAGCCAGACAGGUGGCUGCGCGCGCACAUGGCGGCGGCCGCACGCGCGUAGCGGACAGCGCCCGCGCCACGCGGAGACGAGCCUCUCGUAGCUUGCGAUCGCGCGAUCGCCAUCGGCCACUAUGCAAGCCGUUCGCGCGCUGUUAGUGCUGCUGGCGCUGGCCGUGGCGGCGGGGGCGGCGGAGGGGCGGCCGGAGGGCUUUGGACGGUGGUUCGUGGUGCCGGCGGCGGACGGCGUGGGGUCGUACGCGGGGGCGUGCGGGCCGGCCGUGGGGGGGGAGACGCCCGCGUGCAACGUGAGCGGGCGCAGCAAGGGGCACGAGCUGCGAAGCUACCCGGAUGAUGAGAUGUGGGUGACGACCAUAGUGGUCAACGCGUCGUAUGACAAGGCGCUGGAGGACGGAGUGUGGCGCUGCCGUGCCUUCUUCGCCGCCCACAACUCACGGGCAGAAGCCAUUCCGCUCACGGCGCCCGUGCUCACCAUGCCGCGCCCCGAGGCGGGGGGCUACGAGGUGUCGCUGCUGGUGCCGCGGCGCUACUCGCCGGAGAGUGUGCCGCAGCCGGCGGACCCCAAGGUGCGGCUGGUGAAGAUGCCGCGCGGCGUGGUGCGCGCGGUGCUGGGGCCGUUCGGGGGCUUCCCCAACGAGGCGGUGUACGAGGGCAAGCUGGCGCGCCUCAAGGCCCUGCUGCAGCGCCGCGGCAUGGCCUUCGACGAGAGCACGGGCGCGUAUGCCGCGUACAGCAGCCCCUACACUCUGCUCAACAGGAAGCAGGAGGUCUGGAUCACGGUGUUCCUCCCCAAUUGAUAGGGGGACCAGGUAGUGUGCUUGUACAGUGGCUUCUUAACGAGAAGCCUAAUGAAGUACCAGGGAGGUUUGGGUCCUGACUCACACCACAAUACUACGCGUCAGGGUAUUAUGGUGCUGUAACUAAAUGUCGGGAGUUUGCUGUGUCUGAAAAAAGUAUAAUUUGCCUAAAAAUGUCAGAUGCGUGGUUUUGUGAAUUUCCAAGAAUUCUCUUCAAUACAAAUUGAUUCUAAGU